AAAAGCAGUGGCCUGAAAUCACCUGGUGACUGCUUUGGGAAACUGUGAUGUGGAGAGAGUUAAGGCGUGGAGAUGGAAACACGUGCUGCUGCAGAGGAACACCAUAGGCCCAGUGCUGUCCUGCAGAGAUGGCUGGGGAGCAGCUGGACCCAUCACAUCUGCCUGGGGUUUGGGCCACCAUCAGCAACAUGAGGCAUCAGAUGGACUUGCUGGCCACAGUCACAGUUUCGGGAGUCCUGGAGGAAGCCUAUUUUGCACUGCAGGUGAUCCAUGCCCGGUGGCAGUACAGGAUCUCCCCUCCCAGGACAACAGGUCACCCUGAAUUUGAGCAGAUCUUCAAAGCUCGGGUGAAUUGCUCAGAGUACUUCCCAAUCUUCAUCUUGCUCCUCUGGGUUGCUGCAGUCUUCUUCCAUCAAGCUGUGGCUGUGGUGUGUGGGCUGCUCUACCUCUACACCUGCUUCAGGUACUUCCUGGGAUACGCUGCGGCUGCACAGGGACAAUUGGGCCCAUUGUAUGCCAGUGCCUGGGUGCUGUGGAUGCUGCUGGGGCUGGUGGUGGCCGGGCUCCUGGCACACUUCCUGCUUCCCUGCUGCUCCCCAUGGAUGGCAGUGCUGGUGCAGCCCCUCCAGCACCUCAGUGCCUGGUGAGAGAGGUCCUGGCUCUCCCAAACCCUCCUCAGUUCUUACCUUUGAAGGAGGUGGAUGCUGGCACUGCUCUGCUUGUGGAGCUCCACUCUUCAGAGAGAAUCACCCUUCUAGAAAGCAAAGGAUGUCCAGCUUCUGCUCCUGCUGAUGAGCUUCACUGCCGGGUUUUGUAGCACUGUGCUAACCUCUAACACCUUUGGCUCUGCCCCACAGAGCACGGAUUAACCUGUAACUUCACUCCCUGUUGUCACUCCUCCUUACUGCUGUACUGAUGGAUGCUGAAGGAUCACACCACGGUUAUACAGAAAAAUAAAUCCCUUUUCUAAGUAGAAAUCACCUGUGCUUUCCAAAGGUGGCUGAGGACUGAGCAGUGCUUUGCAGUAUCAGCUAUUGAUGAGUGCUGAGCAACAGCUUUAUUUAGGGUUUAGGGGCAACAUCUGGUCCCUGGUCCCCAGGGAUACCUACCAGUCCCCUGGAGGACAGAGCCAGAGCAGGUGCCUCCCUGCCACAAGUGACUGUCACCGCAGCACCAAAGCUUUAAACUUAGCUUUUAUUACAGUGCACAUUAUUUUAUAUAUUUAUAUAGAGAUGUACUUGAAAAAUCAAAUGUAUCCAAUAAUAAAAAAUACAGCACAUGAAAGUAGUAUAAUGCAUUCCAGUGUAUAGCUGAAGAGACAGAGGGAUUUACACCAAUCCCUACUAGUUCUGAACUGGGCUACUUCUGCUUUA
Messenger RNA from Melopsittacus undulatus (budgerigar), 1373 nucleotides. RefSeq names its product leukotriene C4 synthase. The coding region runs from base 129 to 647 and encodes 172 amino acids. The record is from RefSeq and is a predicted model, not a curated record. The transcript is spliced from 5 exons. Gene Ontology annotation, biological process: leukotriene biosynthetic process. Lineage: Eukaryota; Metazoa; Chordata; Aves; Psittaciformes; Psittaculidae. Gene Ontology annotation, molecular function: glutathione transferase activity; glutathione peroxidase activity; enzyme activator activity. Gene Ontology annotation, cellular component: endoplasmic reticulum; membrane; nuclear envelope.